AACUCUGGUGUUACUCCGCGAAUACUUUUCUGGUGUAGGUACUUACUCACGAACGUUCACGAGCGACACGAAACGAUUCGUUCAAAACCACCCACGGAAUACGAUUAACAUUAACCUACACGUAGGCGGAAUAAAACGAGAACGAGCACGUACGAGUUGCGAAUAAUUUUGGUUUGUCUUUGGGAUCGCAAUGCGGACGACGAGGCUGCAGCUGCUCUUCCUCGGGCUGCUUUUAGUGGCUCUUGUAACAGACGUGUCUGCACGACAGCAUCGAAGAAAACAUCGAACGACGACAACGACUGAGCCAUCUCUUCAAGAUGAGGUAAUGAACAUGUUAGAAGCUGAUGAGAUAGCGGAAGAUGAGAACAGAGAUGCUGAAGUUACUUUCGAAAAUGUUGGAAACGAACUUGCAUCGAAGAAACAACGUUUGAUCGAAGUAGAUCCUUGUAUGAAUAAACAUUGUGGUGCUGGACGCAUUUGUAAGUCAACUGAAGAUGGUAUUGCCGAAUGCGUUUGCGUCGAAGUUUGCGAUCAGGAAGUCGAUCCACGUCGUAAGGUCUGCACAAAUUACAAUGAAACUUUUGGCAGCGAUUGUGAGGUCUAUCAAGCACGUUGUUUCUGUGAUACUGGUGAUACCAGGUGCAGAGGACCUGACUAUAAACAUGUUCAUAUUGAAUACUAUGGCGAAUGCAAACAAAUGCCAAUGUGCAAGGAAGAAGACAUGGCAGAUUUCCCAAGGCGUAUGCGCGACUGGUUGUUCAACAUAAUGCGUGACUUAGCCGAUCGUCAAGAGCUACCAUCGCACUACUUGAAAAUGCAACGUGAAGCUGAAACGAACAUGACACUGCGCUGGACGAAUGCAGCCAUUUGGAAGUGGUGUGACCUCGAUGGUCAUCCACAUGAUAGAACAGUUUCCAGGCACGAACUUUUCCCUAUAAAGGCACCCUUGAUGGCCUUGGAACAUUGCAUAGCACCUUUCUUCGAUUCCUGCGAUGCCGAUAAUGAUCACCUCAUCACUUUGGUUGAGUGGGGCAAAUGUUUGCAAUUGGAUGAGGAUGACAUCGAUGAAAAGUGUGACGAGCUAGCCGAAGCCAGCAGCAAUCUACAAUAAAUAAUUUUGACGAUAUAUAUAUAUAUAUAUAUAUAUAUAUAUAUAUAUAUAUAACAAAUAAUGGCGGAUGUAUUUGCUAGACGGAUCGAACGACAGGGCCAACGAUAAAUGAACGAGAAAAGACCUUUGUAUUGCUAUGUAGCAAUUAGUAGUAGUGUGUAACGCAGGAUGAGUAGGCUGAAAGGGAAGGAAAAUGGCGGGAAAUUUUAGAAGCAAGGCUUUGCGUAUUCGACAACGCGCAUGUCCCAUAUAACAGACUCAUCGAUAUCGUGACCCAUCGUGUAAUGCUCCUCAUACUACUUGCAAUUUUGAAGAGUCUCGUUUAAUCCUUCGUUGUUAUUUUAUUGAUCGAAGCUCGCAGCGGCCAAUGGAUUUCCUAUCGAGCUUAACAAAUUGAUAAUUCUGAUCGUUAUAAUAUUUUCAACGAAAUUCUACACCAAUCGUCUGUUUAUUUUAUAUAAUUUUGUAUUCUUCCAUCGAAUGUGAACGGUAUUUUAUUCAUAAUUUUUUAAUUUUUAUUUCAUAUCAAAAUUCGUGUUCAUUUGAUGAAUGAAGUUUAUAUAUAUAUAUGUGCAUAUGAAAGUAUGUAAUUGGCGAUACAAAACACGUCGGUCCUUCGAAUUCGAAACGUCUUCUCUAAUACAGCGCCACGGAUCGCUUUAGAAUUAAUUUUAUUUGUAUUUGAACCUACCGCGACAUAUUAUGUGGCAUCAUUUCUUUUGAUUUCCUUCUUGUUAUUUAAUCCUGAUAAUAUUCUAUUUUUUAGAGAUUACCUUAAUAUAUAUAAAUGUAUCCGAAAUAUUUUGUGCUACUGCCUUUUUACUUGUCAAUAAAGAUUCUAAUGACAUUUUUAUUAUAAUGUA
Messenger RNA from Vespula vulgaris, 1974 nucleotides. RefSeq names its product SPARC (gene SPARC). NCBI's taxonomy places the organism in Eukaryota, Metazoa, Arthropoda, Insecta, Hymenoptera, Vespidae. Gene Ontology annotation, molecular function: calcium ion binding; extracellular matrix binding; collagen binding. Bases 191 to 1111 code for a protein of 306 amino acids. The transcript is spliced from 6 exons. Gene Ontology annotation, biological process: anatomical structure development. The record is from RefSeq and is a predicted model, not a curated record.